This is a messenger RNA of Durusdinium trenchii, 570 nucleotides long. NCBI's taxonomy places the organism in Eukaryota, Dinophyceae, Suessiales, Symbiodiniaceae. The record is from the annotation of a GenBank genome assembly.
AUGCUGGACUUGGAAUAUGCCAGUGGCAAGCGGCCAACUGGUGAGGAACCCAUCAUGGCGAUGGAGCCCUUCCGGCAGCUUUGCCAGGCGCUGCUUUGCUCUCAGCUCUCGGAAGAGGCCAAAGUCGCGGCCUUGCGCCCCGUCGCUCACCACUUCCUGUUCUCCGCUUUUCAGCUUCGAACAUUGUGCUGGCAAACGGCUUCCACUGAAGCUCGUGCACGGCUUUUCGAGCUCUUUCUCCUAAGGGUCUCUGACAUUCAGAACAUCAAGCUGAUCCUGGAUACCUUGGAGCUGGCCCAGCGGCAUCCUUUCAGGCUCAAUCAAUGUUUGACGUUCCCAUUCAUCCAGCCGGAGGGCUACGACUUCGAGCUGAACUUGAAGUACUCCGACCAUCGCUUGGCCACCUUGGCAGUCUUUAAGCUUUGCGAAGCAGAGGGCUGGAGCAUUCUGGAGGAGCCCAGCUUCUCGGACGAGUCACAGGAGGCCGACUUCUGGCGCAGUUCCAGAGAGGCAACAUGUCACUGGACAAGUUGCCUUUGGCAUCACUUUUUGGCCAGGAAAAGUUCUUGA